This is a messenger RNA of Triticum urartu, 1384 nucleotides long. RefSeq lists its product as uncharacterized. Lineage: Eukaryota; Viridiplantae; Streptophyta; Magnoliopsida; Poales; Poaceae. The record is from RefSeq and is a predicted model, not a curated record.
GACAACUUACACAAGUUGAGUCAAGUACCGCGCCGCCACCACUAGCUAGCAAGCAAUGGCCACACCCACCGAUGAACCCACCAUCACCAUGGAGACCUGCGGCGACGUCUCCGACGACCCCACCAUGGAGACCAUGGGUGUCCUCUCCGAUGUUCCCAUUGUGAGCAAAAGCCUCCCUAUAGGCGCCGUCUCCGCCAAUUUCAAGGUCACUCGUGGCUUCGGUGGAAUCGCGGAGAACGCCAAGGUGAACGUCGACAGGCUGUAUCUGCGCCAGAUCAUGACGGGCUGGGACGCGAAUCAGUCGGAUGUGAUAAAGCCCAAUGCCGUAACUGGGCUAGGUAAAACUGCUGUGAACAACUGGGGGAUCUAUGACGGCCCUGGCCCCAAGGCGAAACUGGUUGCCAAAACGCACGGCAUGCACACAUUUGCCGGCAAAUGGAGCAAUUGGUUCACCCUGGUGUUUGUGGUCGAGAGGUUCGAAGCGUCCACUCUUCAGGUUAUGGGAGCUAAUGAUGAGGAUGAGGCAGAUAAUGAGUGGGCCAUUGUAGGUGGGACCGGUGAAUUCGCGAUGGCUCGCGGUAUCAUCCAGAGAAGAGUAUAUAGUGUAACAGACAGUACAUUAACACAUGCGCUUACUAUUGAAUUCUUCUGCCGCAUGAAGGAGGUCGUCCCUGCACCUACAAAGAGAGGAACAGUUGGUGGAAAUAAAGGCUCCCUGCUUUGGGAAAUGGAAGGCAAAUCCCAACGUCUAGAAAAUGUAACAAUCUACCAUGUAGGUGCCGUUGAAGGGUUCCAAUUUUCCUACGUUGAUGAAGACGGGAAAAUCCGCACCACUGGUACUUGGGGUCGAGUACAUCUUGAUCCUUUGCGCAAGACGGAAAUAAAGUUUGGCCCAUCAGAGUUUGUGAAAAAGAUCAAUGGGGUUCAGAGAGGCGGGGGCUGGCUAUCAAAAUUUGAGAUCGUCACCACCCACAAAACGUAUGGUCCUUUUGGAAGUGACAUCGGCACUCCACAUUUCAGCUAUACCGUGCCGGAGGACGAGACCGUGGUGGGCUUCUUCGCAAACACUGAUAACGUUUUCGUCACUUCAAUUGGUGUUUACACCAUCUAAAUCAUUCAGUAUCCGACCCUGCUGCAGCCUGCAGCUACCUGCAUGUUCCUUUUAAUCAUCAGGGUGUUUGAUUUCUUCCCGUUUCCGCUGUUCCAGCAAUAAGAUGGCUAGCUAACAAGGGUGUGUCCCCCUUGUCUAUGCCUAUUGCAUUGUGAUCUUUCAUAAUCAAAUCGGUCGUGUAACAUCUUUCUUUUUCUCUUUCGCAAUGUUCAAUGAUGUUUCCAGAGAUUGUUUACUUCGGAAUAAAACAGAUCGUAUUGAUAUGAUAGUAAA